AUUCAUUAUAAUAAUAAAGUGUUGUUAUAAUAAAAAUAAUAAUAAAUUCAAUAGUAAUAAUAAUAAUAAUAAUAAUAAUAAUUUAAGAAACUAAUAAUUAACAAAUGGAACCUGAAAUUUUAAUUUCAUCAAGUAAUCUAAGUAUUAAACAGGUUAUUUUAUUUGCAAAUAAAAAAAUAGGUUUUUAUAUAAACGAAAAAACAACAGAAAGAAUUAAAGAAUACAGAAAGAAUUUAAUAGAAAAAUGGUGUGAAAAUUGUAAUAAUAAACAAUUUGAUAUAAAGAAAUUUCUCUAUAACGAAAAUAUAAAUUUAAACCAAUACAAUGAAGCAAAUGGUGAAGUCAAUGAAGAGGCAGGAGGCGAGAAUAGUGAUGAAAUGAGGGUUAGCAAUGAAUUAAGUAGCAAUAAUGAUUCAUCGCAACAACAACACGAAAAUUUAAAAUUAUUUCAACAAUUCUCAAAUAAUCCACAAAGUGGAUCAGUUUUAAUGCCAAAUCAUUUAAAUGAAAAUAUUAUAAUUGAAAACUCAUCAGUUGUUUCAAAUAGUUAUUUACCCGAUAGAUUAAUUAGAGCAGCAUUAUUAAUUCAAUUAAAUUUAUUGUUUUCUGGAACUUCAGGUGUUUCACUAAGAACAUUGGAUAUAUUGGUUAGAAGAUUAAAAGAAGAUAAUCUACCAUUGGUGCUCGAUAAUUGUCCAUUAGGUGUAUCCGAUUCAAUUCCUUUAUCACAAGCUAGCCUUGGUUUAUUUGGUAAAUCAAUUCCCUUACCAAAUGGCAAAAUUCCACAAGUCCCAAUGAUCAGUGAUAGUUAUUAUGGAAUUAUUAAUUAUAGCAAUAAUAAUAGUAGUAGUGACAAUAGUAAUAGCAGUAGUUAUAAUGAUUAUGGUGAUGAAUGUUCAACAAGUAGUAAAGAAAAUAAUAAUAAUGAUAUUGAUAUAGAUAAUUUAAUUAACAGCAAUAGUAUGAAUACAAGCAGCAAUAGUAGUUUAAAAAAUUCACAAAAUAAUAAUAGUACCGAUAUUAUUAAUAAUAGCAAAUAUUUAAUUGAUCAGUUAAUAUUUCAAGAAUCAAAUUCCUUAAUAAAUAGUAAUUGUAUUACUCUAGCAAGUGGGUCAUUGCUAUUGCAUGAUAUUUCAUGUUUUCUUAAUGCAUUAGAUACAUCAGCAUCAUUUUCUUUGGAGGCAUUUAGAUCGAAUCUUUCAAGUUUAAAUUCGAUUGUCAGUAAAGUCCACAACCAUUCAGGUCAAGUCCAAUGCUCUAAUAAUUUUCAAAAUAUUUUAAAUUUUAGUAAGCUUUGGGAACAAGUUGAAGAAACUCCAUAUAUUCAAGAUCCACUGUCUUUUAGAUGCGUAUCUCAAAUUCAUGGUGCUUCAUACUCUGCAUUCGAAUGGUGUUAUGGUAUAUUUGAAAAAGAAAUUAAUUUAUCGGUCGAUAAUCCAUUGGUUUUAACAAGUGAGAAUAAUGGAAUGCCCAUUCCCAAUGGAAAUAGCGAUACUGGUUUACUUUCAUUAUCUAUAGAUACACUUAGACAAUCGAUUUCAAGAUGUAUUCAAAUUCUAG
Messenger RNA from Dictyostelium purpureum, 1560 nucleotides. RefSeq lists its product as uncharacterized. The annotation marks the transcript as partial. NCBI's taxonomy places the organism in Eukaryota, Evosea, Eumycetozoa, Dictyosteliales, Dictyosteliaceae. Gene Ontology annotation, molecular function: ammonia-lyase activity. The transcript is spliced from 2 exons. The record is from RefSeq and is a predicted model, not a curated record.